AUGAAGGCUACUCUAGUAAUCUGCAUAUGUGUGUUACUCACCGUAGUUGGUGGUAGAAAGAUUGACAAAGAAAGAAACUCUGGCGUUCGUCGUAGCAUGCGUAAGAUGGAACCGGGAAUGAAUAAAGAACUUCUGCGUAUCAUUAAUAGAGAAGUUGACAUGAGGCCUCACCGUGGUGGAAAGAGAGGUCCGGGCAUGGUGUGUCGCACACAAUGCACAAAUACCUGUGUUCCAGUAGGGGCUUGCAAAGCUGAAUGCCUCGGAAAAUGUGGCAGCACACGAAUUCCAAAGUUGUGUUCAAAGAAUUGCAUUAUGAAUGAAUGCCCAAUCAGCGUCUGCAUUCAAUGCAUCAAAAAAUGCUUUAACGAAAUACAAGUUUGCCGAGAGAAAUCUUGUCCAUCCGAAUGUCCAAGCAGAUUGAAGGGCAAACAAGCCAUGAGGUUACCAGCAUGUCGCAAAUGUAUGGUUAAGAAUUGCCGGGAAGUCCUGGAAAAAAUGUUGGGUCCAAAACCAAGUGAAGGUUCCAAAGAGAAAGAGUCUGCUGCUGCGAAGAAGGAACCAACAGGAAUUAAAGCCAAUAACGACAAAAAAAAUUCUACAGGAAUUCGAAAUGAGACCGAAAGAGGAUCUGACAAACUAGACGGAAAGAAUUUAAAUGGUAACGAACUUAAUAAACAGCCAAACAAUGCCAGUAAAGAGGAUGGUAAUCAAGCCGGACGUGAUGAUGAAGAUGAUGACGUAGAUGAUGA
Molecule: messenger RNA, 749 nt
Organism: Ciona intestinalis (vase tunicate)
Lineage: Eukaryota; Metazoa; Chordata; Ascidiacea; Phlebobranchia; Cionidae
Source: RefSeq